This is a messenger RNA of Vollenhovia emeryi, 2178 nucleotides long. RefSeq lists its product as uncharacterized. The transcript is spliced from 5 exons. Lineage: Eukaryota; Metazoa; Arthropoda; Insecta; Hymenoptera; Formicidae. The record is from RefSeq and is a predicted model, not a curated record. Bases 1024 to 1617 code for a protein of 197 amino acids.
AAUUAAAAGGAAUGAAAAGAUUUUUUUUUCUAUUAAAAAGAAAUAAUGAUUAGCUCUUGAUUAAUUUUUGAGAUAGCAGCAUAAAUGAGAUCAUCGCUGCACAGAGUUCAAAAAAUUAAUAUGUAAGAUUUUCGACUGUAAUGAAAUUUCGACUAUUCAGUAAAUAACAAAAUUUCUACUACGGUAAAAAGUCUAAUUCCAACGUUGCAAAUGCAUAGCCGAGAUGCGAUUUUUUAAGUUAUAAUAUAACAGGCUUGCUCUCGCCACAUGAUAUGCAUACCACUUGUGAAUAUAACACGGUCGGUCUCGCACGCGUGUACUAGCUACGCUUACACUUGGCGCGAGACACUACCGUGUCUCGUGAUCAACGCGCUAUUAGAGAAAGAUAUGAUUGAUAAUUGUAUUUAAAUAACACACUUCGUGAAACGAAAAAGAAACACUAUUUUUCUAGUAUGUACAUUGUUUGUGCACCAUGCGUUUUGAAUCAAAAGAUAUUAAUUCUAUCAAAACUUUUGAUAGAAUUAAUAUUAACGACGUUCAGUGUUUUGAAACAUAAUAAUUUAUUUAUCAGGCAUUUAAGAAUUGUAAUUUUAUCAUUAUCAAUAUCUUCUUUUUAUAUUAUGCAAUUGAGAACGAUCAUCAUCAUGGAGAUAACCGCAGGAAUACUCGCAUUGAGCUCCGACUAACAAGGUCUGUUCCGUGUACAGGGUGUCUUUUUAGAAAGAACUUGGAAUGACGCUAGAACCGGCAGUUCCGAGUCAACGAGCCGCGACAAUGAUCGAUUAUCCAUGUAAUGACCACGACGUGUAAAGAAAUAAAGAAGAAAAAGCGAAGAAGACGUUCGUCUUGUCACGCGGUGAAAGUAUCCGAUUUGGAUGCGAAUUAAAGUGGAGUGGGGAGGGUGGAGAGGGAAGAAAGUCACCCUGACAGGUAACCGCGGCAGACGGCACGUUGGCGUUGAACGAACCGGAGUUUACCGCCAGUUCACGGUCGUUCGUUCGGGCUUACCGUUUCUACGGGACUAUGCGUUCAAUUUUGCUACUCGCGUUCCUGGCGAACACCAAGCUGAUGGGUAGCGCAGAAGAGAUCUGGCAGCAGGAUCUAUCUAAAGACAUGCGAAUUGGUGCAUCCACGGAGGGCUACGAUCGCGUGGGGCUGCGAUGCGGCGCUGAAAGAAUGACCGUCGAGUUUAAAACCACGGAGGACUUCUCAGGGGUGAUCUACACCCAGGGUAGCUUCCAUUCCCGAGAACCGUCCUGCUUCAUCGAUCCGGUUCGCGGCAGAAGUUUCACUAUGAGCAUUCCUCUACACAAAUGCGACACUGAAAGGGACGGUGACAAAUACAGCAAUAUCGUAGUGAUUCAGCACGAUGACGAGCUGCUAACACCUGGUGACGCUGCUUUUACGUUAGAAUGCGACUUCUCGAAGCCGCGUGAUCUUACGGUAACGGCGGAUCUUAAUGGGAGUAAGAAGAGAUCGACUAGAUCGAGUAUAGGUCUCGUUGACGCCGAUCCGGGAAGCGACAGAAGAAAAAGGUCGGCAUACGUGGAAAGCUACGGGGACGAGGUUGUUUUCGUGCCGGAGCAAUGGUAUCGUAAGGCAAACGACGAAUUGUGAGAUACCAGUGUGUGCUAGCUAAUAAAAAAGACUAAGUAAACGUUGCCUUCGUUUUCCUUUCGUUUCUCGAGAAUAUUCACGAAAUUUUCGUCGGCCGACAAUCGCCAUCUGCAAACCUUUCGCCGAAGAAUUCUGUCUCGUUCUCGAAUUAAAUUUAUAAUUACAAAUCAAAUUGUAUCUCGAGCUUCUCGCUGGCACAGUCGGUGGUGUCGUCACAAACUUCUUUUUGACAUUAAACACGUCCGGCGAAUGCAAUUGCGAUUGGAAUUUACGCUUGGCGAUUGAUUAAAACAAAAUGAUUUAAAUCAAUUGGAACGUUUAAAUUCCAAAAGCCGAUCUAGUUUGCAUCUGCCGAACGUGAUCGUAGUCGCACGAUAAAACAUAUGGUCCCAAUUGAUUUCAGAAUGAGAGGAACGUCGGGAAUGCCGUUUCAUUAAAUCUUAUCAGCGAACACGGGCGAUUCUGGUGAAUCGCGCAUGACGCAUUCUACGUUCGUGAAUUUGUUGCUGUUAUUUGUUAUUUAAUUUUCCUUGCCCAAAUAAAUUAUGUAAUUCGUUCGAG